AUGGAUUUCCUUACGGAUCAAUGGAUUCAUCAACCUCCUUGGAAUCUAAACGAAUAUUUACCAGAAACGUUACAACAUGCAAGACAGCUCGGAAAAGGAGCAUGUUUGGAAAUUUACCAUCGUAUUUGCAUGCAACAAGAAUCGUAUACAAUACGAUCAGAUCCACCAUCACGACAACUUCUAAUGCUCACCGAAGGAUUCAAAGAGUAA
This is a messenger RNA of Botrytis fragariae, 210 nucleotides long. RefSeq lists its product as uncharacterized. The record is from RefSeq and is a predicted model, not a curated record. Lineage: Eukaryota; Fungi; Ascomycota; Leotiomycetes; Helotiales; Sclerotiniaceae. The coding region runs from base 1 to 210 and encodes 69 amino acids. The transcript is spliced from 3 exons.